Molecule: messenger RNA, 2921 nt
Organism: Verticillium dahliae VdLs.17
Lineage: Eukaryota; Fungi; Ascomycota; Sordariomycetes; Glomerellales; Plectosphaerellaceae
Exons: 2
Coding region: 252-1490 (412 amino acids)
Source: RefSeq, a predicted model, not a curated record
GACCCCAUCACAUCUCGUUCCCCUGUCUCCUGGUCAUUGUAUGACAUAUUGUACCAGCAGUCACUUGCGAAUGAUCAGGGCCGGCCCCUUCUCCAUAUCACAUCCCUCCUUAAGCCAAGAAAACAACCACGCCCGUGUACAUCUACUAUACCGACCGCCCUUACAACGUUCACAAGUCUCUCCGGAACCGAGCGCCUCACCCCAGCAUCGCACUUUGACUGGUAGCUGGAUCGACCAAUUUCGAAUGCAAUAUGCCUUAUAAUACUCGCCGCAAAUCCCUUUCCUUGACAUUGCUUGGGGUUCACGUCCCAGUCUCCCACGCCGAACGAGCCGCUGCCGCUGCUGCCGCAGCUGCUGAAGCUCCCUCUACGCACCAGAAUGUAGUAGAGAAGCGAUCAGGGGAAUCCAAAUUCACGACUGUCCCUAGUGCACGUCAUGCCAACAAAAGGGCCAAGCUGUCACACGGGAAAGGAAGCUGCGCAUUACCACUUUCCCCGACCUUCAGUAUGGCAACCUCAUUCGAAGACAACGCCACUAGCAAGUAUAAGCACACUCCACCACCGUCCCCGAAAAGAAGCCAAAGCAGGCUCGAACUGGACAAAGACAACAUAUCCAGUCGAUUGAUCGACCUUGAGGGCACCGAUGACAACGUUGUGGAGGCUGUGAUAUUGCAACUCCAAGCGACAUCAAAUCGACCUCAUCUCGUGAAAGAACUUGCCCCUAUCCUCGCCGAGAGCCUCUCCGUUGUUCAACACUCGGCGAACCCAUGCGCCCUCAUAUCUGCUCGAUUAGCCUCAUAUCUCAAGCGCCCAUGCUGGUCUGCUUUGGCGCCCUGCCCACUAGCCAAGGAACUUGAGUCUUCGCAUUUACGCCGAAGCUACUAUCAUCUCACAACAUGCGCCCGCAAGCCGUUACCUCCUAUGACUGCCCUCAAGCUUCGUUCUCGGGUUGCCAUAUCUCCUUCGAUCUCGAGUACCGGGUCUCUCUCUGGCGACGACGACGAUGCGCAUCGACGUGAGUUGAGUCCUUCGCCAGAGGUCGAUCUUUCGCCCGACUUUGAUGACAUGGUCGAUGAUAUGAAUGUCCCAGUCACGCCCAUUGGGUCUUUUUCGAAGACUUUUCGGAUGCCCCGCUCCAUCAGAAGCGCAUCCCCCCCUUUGGAGAAAGACGAGAGAGAAUUUACUCAAACGGCAGACGGACUUCAUAAGCGCAAGCUGUCUGGCGAAUCAUUACCAGGCUGUGGAGAGCAUGUCCAAGCCGAUGACCUUGCUCGGGAUGACCUGUUUGGAGACAGAUCAUACAUCGCCGCUGGGUCAACAGUGUCUAUGAACUUCAUCGCCAGUCCGGCAUUCCGAGCGACUUACCCACCAUCGAGCACUAGAAAAGACACAGAAGAUAACUGGCUGAAGUUUGGCAAAUCGCUCGAGUGGGACCACAAGCCCGAGGACAUUGAGCUUGAUGAGCUUGAUUGUUUGCUUGAUGCCUGCUGAGCACAGCGACCUUCGUCGAAAUGCCCCGACUGGUGAUAUGAUGGAUACUCAUUUGUAUUUAUGGUUUUGUAGUGUACAAUAUGAGGCUGUGGACGCAGCCUAGGCCUACGUUGAGAUGAAGCAAUGAUAAAGCAACGAAGACAUCUCCUUUCAAACCCCCAUUCAGCAUUCCAGCAUGAAACUCUUCUUCCGGCAUACUCUCGAGAGUGCGUUUACGGUUGUCAUGGAUCGUGCGAUGGCUCGCUGCCAUUGGGUGAGUCCACAGCUAGCUCAAUCCAUACCGUAGUGCCCAAUUGCGUGAUGAAGGGUCUUUCCAGUCGUACGAUCCUGAGACCUGGUGUUAACUUAGCUGCGCUUUCGAUGAUUCCGACAAUGUCUCUAUUCCACCAGCAACCAUACUUGCGGUAGUGUGCAAGCGCAGACCAGUCAAGAAGGGUAUUGACAAGUCGCCACCAUCCACGACCAUGCUCAACAAGUAUGAUCCUACCAGUUCCAAGCUUGACGGCGCUUGCCAAGUUGGAUAAGACCUUUUCGGGAUCUGACACACUACAUAGACCAAAUGUCUGGACAACUGUAUCGUAUUUUUGGUCGUUGCAGACUGUCGGCUCUGGCGGCGGGAGUAAACCCUGAAUAUCACACUGUGCGACUCUGAUCUUUCCGCCAAAAUAUGCGAAUUCUCGCCAUCCACUACCUGAUGAUGUCGUGCGGGCUGAUACGGUUGGAGUCAUGUCGAUCAUGCCAGGAACGGCCAUUGGUAGCUUGUCAAUGGCAACCCCUAGCAUAUCUGCCGAUAUGUCAACACCUGUAAAAGAAAGUAUAGCUUGCUGCGGGGCAUCUGGCUUCUCUGGCGCCAUAUUAUUUUGCGAAGGGACUAUACUGCUCCAGUCAUAGAAGGCCAAGUUGCGCCCAGUCCCAAGCGCCACCUCGAGGACAUGGCCCAUGGCAAGUCGACCUAUAUCUUUCCGCAGUGAUAUAAUACCCAUGGCCUCUUCAGACGCAUCGAGGCUGGAGUCGAACUGGCGAGCAGAUUCGCGAGUGAAUUGGGGUGGCCGACCAGUCGGAGAAGCUUCGAGAUCUGCUGAGGGUUCACCCGCAAACGACGAUAUCAUCAUGCUGACAUAUAUACCACCGCCAAGCGCAACCACCCCAGCGGCGAGCAGUGGGUAUUUCCUAGCUUUGAAGAUGGCGUCGGCGGUAUCGUAUCCUGAGGGUUCUGGUCUGGAAAGGCUAAUUCUUUAAAAAUUAGUGUUUUCAAGGUACACAUUAUCAGCAAGCGGUGCCAACCUGGUCGUAGCAUUUUGCCUCGGGUGCGUUCUCCGGCUUAACGGCCGUGACGCGAGGGUAGUAGAGGAUUCCGCCGUUCUUCUUGAUUCAUUCGCUCCAAGAAAUGCGCGCGAGUAAUGGAGACCGCGCCGCAAUCUUGAAAUGCAU